UCCAUUUUCCACUCCAGCUACCGAACUCAAUUCAUAGACAGAAAAGCUCCGAACUUCCAAGAAUUACUGAAAGAACACGACGAUUUCUCCGAAUUUUGUCGUAGGAUUUGAUUCAGUACGUUUCAGGAAGAGAAUAUAGUUUCUGGGAUUUGAAAGAAAUUUGGAGAAAACGAGGGGCGUUGAAUAGAAUUUGAGGUGGAAUGGGUCAGGCAUUACGUCGAGCAACUGGAAGGAUCGGCAGCUCCAGAGUCGAUACAAGUACAACGUCGCAGCUCGGUAAACCCAUUGAACGGAGGUCGUCGGCUCCUCCUGCUCCGGCGGGUGUUCCCGUUGAAAAACUCCCUAGUGAGGAUGCCGCUGCUGGCUCUGAGGGUGCAUCGGUAGUAAACGCAGUCCUUGAGGAUCGUGAUCCUCAAUAUGAUGCUAUGCUUAGCCAAAUGGUGGGUAGGAUUCGAUCAAAGCCUGGAGGGAAGCUUGAGAUGGGUGAGGCCUCUGUGGUUGAAAAGUACAAACGGCCGUUGCCCAAAGUCAGGAAUACAACACCAGAAUCUGGCAGAUAUGAGCAGCGGCCUGUUCCCCCUGGGACGCUGAAUGUAGCACAGGUACGCCAAAUUAUCCUCCUCCAUCAAGGAAAAUCCGAUGACCAUGAUGGUCCCAUGGAUGUUCCGCAAAUUGCAGAAAGGUUCCGGAUCGAUGCUGCACAGGUUCAAAAUAUCCUCAAGUUUGUGGCUCUGCCACCAGAGGAUGAUAGUAAAAGGAAAAACAAUCAAGAAUGACACUGUCCACUUUUGAGUGAGCAAGCUAACAAUGAAGUCUUUUCACUGAGGAAUAGAUCUUGUAGAAAUGAGAAUUAUGUUUACCUAGAUGAUUUUCUAAGAGAACUAUGUUAUCUGUACUCAUCUUUCAGUUCUACUCGUAUGAGUCUUGAGUUGAACAUUGGAGGGCCAUUUUUGAACGUUUGAGGCAUUUUCACUGCUUUGCUCAUA
Molecule: messenger RNA, 986 nt
Organism: Sesamum indicum (sesame)
Lineage: Eukaryota; Viridiplantae; Streptophyta; Magnoliopsida; Lamiales; Pedaliaceae
Product: dynein beta chain, ciliary protein
Biological process (GO): mitochondrial respiratory chain complex I assembly
Source: RefSeq, a predicted model, not a curated record